AUUAAAACUCCGAUAUAAAACGAUAAGAAACUAUCUUCCCUGUUUGGAUGCGAGGAAACUGAAAGAAAAUUUGAGAAGAAAAGAAAAUUUAAUAAAAAAAAAAUUCUUCCUCUUCAAGGCACAACUUCUCACAGGUCUCUACCAGCCACUCGCUCUUCUCCAGUUCGACCCGGAUGCUUACAUUGACAUACUCUCCGCCAUUCAUUACCAAAAGAUUGGAAUCGAUUAAAAUUUCCAGGAGUACAAGAAGCAUUGUGGUAUGUGCUGCAAAAGGCCCAAGACCAAGAUAUCCUCGAGUGUGGAAAACAAGAAAGAGAAUUGGGACCAUUUCCAAGUCAGCGAAGCUUGUUGAUUGUAUUAUGAAAUUGUCAAAUGUCAAAGAGGAAGUUUACGGGGCUCUUGAUUCAUUCAUUGCCUGGGAGUUAGAGUUUCCUUUAGUUACAGUAAAGAAGGCACUGAAGACUCUUGAGAAUCAGAGAGAAUGGAAGAGAAUAAUUCAGGUGACAAAGUGGAUGUUAAGCAAAGGUCAAGGAAGAACAAUGGGGAGCUAUUUCACAUUACUAAAUGCCUUAGCAGAAGAUGGUAGACUUGAUGAAGCUGAGGAGCUUUGGACAAAAUUAUUUAUGGACAACUUGGAAAGCACCCCUCGUGUUUUCUUUGAUAAAAUGAUUUCUAUUUACCAUAAAAGGGGCAUGCAUGAGAAGAUGUUUGAGAUAUUUGCUGACAUGGAAGAGCUUGGUGUCCGACCAAAUGUUUCAAUUGUUUCAAUGGUUGGAAAUGUCUUCAAAGAGCUGGGUAUGAUGGACAAAUACAAUAAAUUGAAGAAGAAAUAUCCGCCACCAAAAUGGGAAUAUCGAUACAUCAAAGGAAAACGUGUUAAAAUUCGAGCAAAGCAUCUAGAAGAAUCCAAUGGUCCUGAUAAAGAUGCAAGCAAGCAUGGGGAAACUAACCAGACUUCAAAUGAUAUGUACGAUGAAGCUGAAACAAGUUCAGAUGAACUCAACAUUGAAGCUAAUUAUUCUGGCAAAGAUGUAAUCAAGCAGGAGGAAACUGGCCACACUUCAAAUGAAUUUUAUGAGGAAGCUGAAACAAUUUCCGAUGAACUCGAGACUGAAUCUAAUUAUUUUAGCAAAGAUGUAAGCAAGCAUCAGGAAACUGGUCGGACUUCAAAUGAAUUCUACGAGGAAGUUGAAACAAGUACAGAUGAAAUCAAAAUUGAAGCUAAUUUGUGAUCUCAGUCGGGUUGUGUUCCAAGAUGUGUAGAGGCAGUCAUUGAACUUGAUCUGCCUGGCCUUCCUGGAUAGUUGCAAUCGUGGUGCAGCCAAAAACAUGUUGUCUUUGUUGUCUCCAUCCUGGAGUGUAUCUGGAGGCGAUUAAACUGUAAUAGCAACUGCAGAACAAAAUUUUGGUGCUUAAUUAUAUAAUUUUUUCGAAGAAGUGAUGUAGGAUGUACUGCAUUAGGAACUGGUCAUUUUUUAAGACUUUCUUCCCUUUUUCCCCUUUCUCAUAUGGGUGUGUAAAUUAGACACUUAUGUACGAAAUCAACUUCAAGAAAGAAUGGCUUCUUGAAAUUAAUGGAGCUGCUUAGUUAAAAAUUAUUUAUAAGACA
Molecule: messenger RNA, 1609 nt
Organism: Alnus glutinosa
Lineage: Eukaryota; Viridiplantae; Streptophyta; Magnoliopsida; Fagales; Betulaceae
Product: pentatricopeptide repeat-containing protein At4g21190
Exons: 6
Coding region: 174-1232 (352 amino acids)
Molecular function (GO): protein binding
Source: RefSeq, a predicted model, not a curated record